AUGAUACGCCGACAAGCCCGCGAACGCCGCGACUACCUCUACCGUCGCGCCCUCACCCUCCGCGAUGCCGAAAUCGCCCAGAAGCGCGCAAAACUGCGCGCCUCUCUCGCCUCGGGCAAACCCCUCGACGCCUCCAUCGCAAACGACAAGACCCUCCGCGCCGACUACAAGUACGACGAAUCCCGCGCCGACCGCACCACCGAAGACGAGUUGGCCCUCGACGACGAAUACAGCACCCUAAGCGGAAUCCGGGACCCCAGUCCCCUCGUCACAACCUCGCGGGACCCAUCCUCACGCCUCGCGGCUUUCGCCAAGGAGAUAGACUUGCUGUUCCCAACCGGCAUCCGCAUAAACCGCGGCAACUACGUGCUGCCGAACCUCGUGCAGACCUGUGCCGCCAACAACCGCAGCGACAUCAUCCUGCUGGCCGAGCACCGCGGAACGCCUACCUCGAUGGUGAUAUCGCACCUGCCUCACGGCCCGACGGCGAAAUUCAGCCUUCACAACGUCGUCCUGCGCCACGACAUCCCCAACGCCGCGCGCGGCACCGUCAGCGAGUCGUACCCGCACCUCAUCUUCGAGAACUUCAACUCCCGGCUCGGAAAGCGGGUGGUGCAGAUCCUGAAGCACCUCUGGCCGCCACGGGAGGGGCCGCAGAAGGUCGGGAGCCGGGUUGUCACGUUUUUGAACAUCGACGACAGCAUCGAGGUGCGGCAUCACGUGUUUGUGAAGACGGGGUUCCAGAGCGUCGAGUUGGCUGAGGUCGGACCCAGGAUGACGAUGCGGCUGUUUGAAAUCAGUAAUGGGACGCUGGAGAAUAAGGAUGCGGAUACGGAGUGGCAUCUCAGUCAGUAUACAAGGACGGGGCGGAAGAAGGAAUAUUUGUAG
Coniosporium apollinis CBS 100218 is the source of this 888-nucleotide messenger RNA. RefSeq lists its product as uncharacterized. The transcript has 2 exons. The record is from RefSeq and is a predicted model, not a curated record. Gene Ontology annotation, cellular component: Mpp10 complex; nucleolus; small-subunit processome. Gene Ontology annotation, molecular function: rRNA primary transcript binding; snoRNA binding. Lineage: Eukaryota; Fungi; Ascomycota; Dothideomycetes. Bases 1 to 888 code for a protein of 295 amino acids. Gene Ontology annotation, biological process: rRNA processing.